AAAUCUGUGUCGUCUGCAUCAAGACGCGUAUCAUUGGUUGGUUGCUAAUGAAAUGACUCGCUCUUGAUUAGUCAUGGAAAUUAUUAUUCUUAUCAAACGAACAGUGGUGAAGUGUGAUUGAGUGAACCAAGUUGGCUAGUUGGUAUGCCUAGUACGAUGCUACAAUGUGGACAGAAGGAAUUAGGUUUGUACGUUGUGUGCGUAGUUUAGUAUGUUUGCGUAUGGUGUGGUUUGGUGUGGUGGAAGCAUGAAGACUUGCAGUUGUGACGAAUGCGUAUACUAAGAUACCAGAUAACCUUGUCGCUCAUGGCUGACUGCAGCGAUGGCAGCUGUUCCAGGAAAGAGAAAGCCACCCACACCACCAAAACCCCCAUUAUUAGGCCAUUUGGCAGGACCAGCUUUAGUAAUCCACGGUGAUUCUUACAAAGGAAGAUGUGACAGCAGAUUGCAAGGGGGAGGAAGGGCCAAGGAUGACCACAUUUAUGAUGAAAUUGUCAGUGCUUGCAAGGAAACAGCUGUUGAGAAGAAGACUGAUGUGCACAAAACUAAGCCUGCUGAAGCCCUGGAUGGCAUGCUUGGUGCAGCAACCAGAGAAAGGACUCAGUGUUGUGAUGUGAUGAAGUGCAGUAUUGACAAACCAUCAGUGAAACCUCCACUUUUACCGAAACCUCAAACGUCACCAAACAUUCAUACCACUUCUCCAAAUCUUGGCUCAAGACCGCUCAUUCCUGCACGUUCCAAUCUAGUCCCGUCAAUAGCAACAAAUGGCAAAGAACUAGCUGUUCAUUCUAAAAAAAAGAAACCACCAUCUCUCAACUCAGCAUCUACAAAUAACCGUGGACAAAUUGCAAACAGGAGAUUUCCUCUUCACAUUAAGGCUCCAGUUGCAAAAUUGGAAGAAUUUGAGGGUUUUUCUGACACUGUAAAAAGUGACAGCCCUGUUCGACCCCCACGCUCACCCAAACAUCAGUCCUUUAAAGGAGAACCCUUUAAGGGUUUUGAUGAAAAACCUCAGUUACCACUGAAGAGAAAAGAGUGGAAUUGUCAUGCAACUCAUGCUGUGCCAGGGUCUGGAUCCAAUUUUGAAGCACUGCAGAUGCACUGGCAAACUACGAAAGAGAAGAGCGCAAGCUUGGGGAGAACUAAUGCUUUCAGGUAUGUUGAAGCAAAAGCUAAGAGUGCUAGUUUGGGAAGGAACAUGCCUGCAGACUUUGCAUCAUAUCUAGUGAACCAAGAAGAGUCAUGUAGUUUAGGGAACAAGAAUACACCUGUUCCACCUCCACGUCAGAAGAAGAAACAAUGUGGACAUCCUCAUAGUAUUCCUCUUUAUGCAGAAGUGAAUUACAGUUUGAAGAAAAACCGCAGGCAGACAGCUGAAGAACGAAAAGAAUGUUCUGACUGUGUCAUAGAUGCUGAUGAUGCAGAGGUACAGGAACAGAUGGCUGUAAUUGAAGGAAAGUUAAUUCUACCUGGACCAAAGAAUGAGAGUUCAGUUAGUAAAGUAGAAAAAAUUAUUACAGAAGCAUGUGAGAGCUUUGAGAAAAACAGGAUUUGUCAGAACAUUGAAGCUAUGAAUGAACCAAAUGAGACAGAGGUUGUGAAGGAAGUAGGUGUACGUGGAAAAGAAGUUAAUGUAGUGGAUGAGUGUGAAACAUUGAAUUCAUUGCACUUAGACAAUGAUUGUGUAAUCUCACAAGAUAAGGUUUUAAAUACUAGUGACUUGGAUUUUACGAUCACAGAUAACAAUGAUUGUGUUAGUCAUAUUUGUUCAGUAGACAACAAGACUUCAGUAACAAGUGGGAACAUUUCACCAGUCGUGGAGCUUGAGGUAAAAUUACCUGCAAAGGAAUCUUCAACUUCAAGUUCAUUGCUUGUGGAGACUGAAGUGCACUCUCUUGCCGAGAAAUCUUUAAUUACAAGUCCAUUCUCUGCACCUGCAGAAGAAAAACACAGCGAUUCAUAUCUGGAAUGUUCUUCAGCAGAGGCUCAAGAAGACUUGAAACCAGGCAAUGUAAAAUGGCAGUCAUCCAAGCUUUCUGUUUCUGGGAGUGAUCUUGACAGUGCUGAGCAUCGUGCUGUUGAGGGGAACAGUUCUGAGUUGUAUCAUAUAAUAUAUUCAAGAAGUGAAAAGUUUUCUGAAAGUGAAGUGGCAGUUUUCACAAAUACUGAGUCUGUAGACAGUGUGAAGGAUAACAGUGAUAUAUCUGUGAAUAAUGCUGUAGAUAAUUUUGAGGUUAAGUGUAAUGAACAAGUCCUUGUGAAAGAGAGAGAUGUAAUUUCUCUGGUAGAUGCUGAUGUGUCUCAGAAUGCAGGCAGUGAUGAUACAGAGUAUAGGUUAUUAGAAGCUUCAUUACUAGUGAAGAGAAAACUGGAAAUGAAAGAAUUAGGUAAGCUACCCCGACGGAGGCUGUCAUGGAGUAAUUGGAAAGAUGAUUCACCUUCACCUGAGACAACUCUGCACCGCCUUCCCUGUGCACAUAAGCAUAAGUCAAAGACACAUUCAUUGUGGUGUGAUGAAGGGGAACUUUCUAGUGGAGUGCUGGGUGACUUGGAUAGCUCAGACACUACAGCACGACAGAGUUCAUUUGAGGAGGUUGACCACACAGGUAGUGAUGCUGAGGAUAGAAGCAAUCUUGUGCAGAGUAAAUUAUCUACAUGGCUGGGUUCCUUUGGGAAGGGAAAUCGGAAGCAGAAGCUCAUAAGGGAUUCAAAUAGUCACUUUUACUGUGAUAGUCGAGAGAAUUUUGACCAAACGAAAAGGGAAGAGGAGCCAGAAAAGGAACAGAUUCCAGUUGUGGAAGUGACCGAAAGCGCAUCUGCAGAGAUACAAGAGAUUGAAGUUGGUGGAUUUAACUUCACUAUUCUUGAUGGUAGCAGACCACCAAGUGGGCUGAGCACAUUGAGUGCAUUAGAUACUGAUCAGAAAAGUGAUGUACCUGUGUCAGAAGAGAGUUUUGAAAUGUAUCACCAUUCAGAAUCAGAAAAUGAAACAGAAAUAAAUCCAGAGGACAGAGAUGAAAAUCAUUCUCAGGUAGAGGAAACGCGUCAGGAUAAAAAAGCAUUUUAUAUUGCUCAGGAACUGAUGACUUCUGAAAGAGCCUUUAUUGAUGUAUUGAAGCUUUUGAGUGUGGAUUUCAGGCAAGCAGUACAUGCAGUUGCAGCUAGACAAAGGUAUCCUGUUAUCCCUGAUGCAGAAUUAGAUAAGAUUCUCAAUAGCUUGCCUCAACUUCGGAGUCUGAAUGAAGAUCUGCUUCGUGAUUUGGAAAUCCGAAUAAAUAACUGGAACUCUAUUAAGAAGAUAGCAGAUGUAAUUGUUAGGAAGGGACCUUUCUUGAAACUUUACACAUCAUACAUUCAGAACUUUGAAUCACAGUGUAUUUACUUGGAUGAAUGCUGUCAGAAGUAUCACAGAUUUGCAAAAGUAGUGAAAGAGUUUGAAGCAUCUCCUCGUUGCCAGAAACUGUCACUGAAGCACUACAUGUUGAAACCUGUGCAGCGGAUUCCUCAGUAUCGCCUGCUUCUGGAGGACUACCUCCACCAUUUAUCUCCCUUCUCUCCUGACUUGGAUGACACUCGCACCGCAUUAAAAAUAGUUUGUGAUGUGGCUGAUCAUGCAAACAGGAGCAUCAAACUAGGGGAUCACCUUAGUAAACUUCUUCAGCUACAGUCCCAGUUGGGUAAUUAUGAGAUAAUCAAACCAGGGCGCAUGUUUCUUAAGGAUGGAGAGCUAUCCAAGCUAUCCAGAAAAGGCAUGCAACCACGCUACUUCAUACUGCUAAAUGACUGCUUGCUGUACACAUCUUAUUAUGGAUCAGUGCAGUCUUCUGGGCUAAAGGUGAACUACGAAUUACCACUGAGCAGCAUGAAAGUCAGCAUUCCUCAGGCAGAAGACUAUCGCAAUGAGUUCAGCAUCAUCAGUGUCAAACGGAGCUUUACUCUUUCUGCACGCUCUCUGAAUGAGCGACAGGAGUGGGUAGAUGCGCUUCAAAAAGCCAUAACAGACUACAAUUCUCGUCAGCUGUCCUUCCAAAACAUGAAGGUUACUUCAUCAGCUAAGAAUGAAUGUUCUUCAGAGCCAUUCAAACUUGGACAAGAGGCUCCUGUAUGGAUUCAGGAUCGUCGGGUCACUAUGUGUCAGUCUUGUACUGCCGAAUUCACUGUCACUUUUCGGCGACAUCAUUGUCGGGCUUGUGGAAAGGUUGUGUGUGGUGACUGCUCUGACUUCAGAGCACCUCUCCAGUAUAUGAGAUUCCAGUCGGCCCGUGUCUGUGAAGAAUGUCACAAUACACUUCUGAAAGAGGCCAGAGACCCAACAUCAGAAGUGAAUCAGGCAAUGAAACAUGAGCUGGGAAAUACAAUUAGCAUCAUGGAUGCUUUCAAGAGGCUUGGGCCUGUUAGUGGGAAGAGAGUAAAAAAGUAUAUACCACAACGACUAAAGGAGGUGACAGCUAAUGAUACUGGUUCACAGAUGAGCGGAUGGUUACAGCGAAGAUCCCGCCGCUCAUGGAAGCGGUUAUGGUUUGUUCUCAAGGAACAAGUUCUGUAUGUGUAUAAGGCUUCAGAGGAUGUGGUAGCUUUGGAAAGCAUUCCUGUUCUAGGUUAUGCAGUGGAACCAAUGAAAGAGAGGCACUUUCAACUGUAUGAAGGAAUUGAUGCAAAAUUUGUGUUCAAACUGGCACAUCCAGGGCAGCGUCCACUUAUUUUUCAUGCAGACAGUGAACACUUGGCCAACAGGUGGAUUGCAGCUAUGAGUGAAGCUACUGUUCUGAAAUGAACCAAAUAACAAUAAGUUUAGUUAGCUUUUAAAAAUGAUAUAUUUUGUUAAAUAAGUAUGUUAAAAUAUGUGUGACACAGUUUUUCUUUUGAAUUUAAUAUUAUAAUAUUUGUUGAGAUUGCAGAGAUUAGUACCGACAGUCAAUAUAUGGUACAGUAUUUGUAAAGAGAGGAAUGUUUAUAUUUCACAUUAACUUAUAAGGAAUGUUAUAUGUUUAGAAGUAGUUUACCUGCUUAAUAUGAAGAGUAUUACAAGCAUAAUGCUUUUAUUGCAUCACUUUAUGAAAUACUUUUUAACUUUUUUACUUACAAGAAGAGAAACACUAAAAUUAUAUAGUUAAAAAUAAAAUUCUUCUAUGCA
Molecule: messenger RNA, 5134 nt
Organism: Cryptotermes secundus
Lineage: Eukaryota; Metazoa; Arthropoda; Insecta; Blattodea; Kalotermitidae
Product: FYVE, RhoGEF and PH domain-containing protein 6
Exons: 13
Coding region: 323-4774 (1483 amino acids)
Cellular component (GO): cytoplasm
Molecular function (GO): metal ion binding; guanyl-nucleotide exchange factor activity
Source: RefSeq, a predicted model, not a curated record